Anolis carolinensis (green anole) is the source of this 3172-nucleotide messenger RNA. RefSeq names its product serum amyloid A like 1 (gene saal1). Gene Ontology annotation, biological process: positive regulation of synoviocyte proliferation. NCBI's taxonomy places the organism in Eukaryota, Metazoa, Chordata, Lepidosauria, Squamata, Anolidae. Gene Ontology annotation, cellular component: nucleoplasm. The transcript is spliced from 13 exons. The coding region runs from base 228 to 1652 and encodes 474 amino acids. The record is from RefSeq and is a predicted model, not a curated record.
CACUUGUCCUUCGCCUCGGCUUCUUUGCCCCCUCCAUUUGAUAAACCGAAGGGCCCCCAGUGCUGUAAUAGUUCCUCGCAGGGCCUCCUUGGUUGACUUCCACAUUCCCAGCUUCUCACUCUGCGCCGGGAAGGAAAGGAAAGGGACGAAGGCGGGAGGAUCCGGAUUCCGGGUUGGAAGAAACCGGGGUUUUGAACCCAGAGGUCUGACAUUUGGGUAACUCAGACAUGGAUAGGAAUCCAUCCCCACCGUCUAGUGAUUCAGAAGAUGAGGCAGUCAUUGCUGGAGAUUCCAUUGGAAGUACAGUCUAUAGCAAACACUGGCUAUUUAAUGUCCUUACCAAACUUAUUGAGAUUAUUACUCCCAAAAAGGACGAGGAUUCUGAGUUAAACGAUGAAGAAGAAGAGAUGGAGUUAGAUGACGAUAUGGAGAAUGACAUUUGUAAAGUAUGGGAUAUGUCCAUGGAUAAGGAUGUGGCUUUAUUUCUACAAGAGUUUAAUGCCCCAGAUAUAUUUAUGGGUGUAUUUGCAAGGUCUAGGUGUCCCCGACUUACUGAAAUCUGUGUGGGAAUAUUGGGUAACAUGGCCUGUUGCCAAGAAGUUUGCAUUGCUAUUAGCAAUAAUAAGAAUCUUGGGGAGAUGGUGCUGCUGCGCUUGUGUGAUUCUGAUUCCCCAACCCUCCUUGAAACAAGCCGGUUACUCCUGUCUUGCCUCUCUCAAUCUGAAGUGGCUGAUAUUUGGGUGGAAAGAUUCCGAGAAAGUCCAUCAGUAUAUGAUUGUAUCUGCUUUAUUAUGUCUAGUUCUACAAAUGUGGAGUUGCUGGUGAAAAUAGGCGAAGUGGUUGAUAAGUUAUUUGACUUGGAUGAAGAUCUCAUGUUAGACUGGAUUAAAAAAGGUUCUCAAUGGUCAGUGACACAGCCAGUGGAUGAUUCGCCCAAUGAGAGUCCAGUUCUUAAGAUUGUACCUUGUCUGCUUGAAGCAACAAAACAAAUCUGCUCAGAAAAAAAUUCUGAAGGACUUGAUGUAUACAUGCAUAUCUUACAGCUCCUCACAACUGUGGAUGAAGGCAUUCAAACAAUUGUACAGUCUCCUGAUAAUGGAAAAGAAACUUGGAGUUUGCUGCAUAAUCUGUUUUGUUGUGAACUCUGCCAGCCAGAUGACCCACCAAUUAUCGUUCAAGAACAGAAAACUCUCUUGGCUUCUAUAUUGUCUGUUCUAUCAGCCAUCUUUUCUUCACAAAGCAGACAAGAAUUUGUCAAGAUAGAAAAAAAUAUGCCUCUGAUUGAUAGUUUAAUAAGAGUCGUACGAAACUUGGAUGAAUGUGUAAAGAGAUCUGGUGACAGUUUGAACAAAUCUAAGUCAGAAGAUCCUGAAAAGUUGGAAAUAGUUGAAGAAGAUUUCCAUUUAAAAAUCGUGAAGGACAUCUGUUGUGAAUUACUCUCCAAUAUGUUUCAGGAAAUGUCAAAGGAACACAUACUAGAGGGACUCAAGCAGGGUCAUUUAAAUGAAGAGAAAUGUUCCUGUGUAUUUCAAAAUCUUCUCCCUUUAUAUUUAUCUUCGGUGAAGAGCUUUCUUGAAGUGCUACGUGAAGCUGAUCCGACCCUUGCAGACAGCUUAGAAAAAAACUUCCCAAGCUCAAAACUCCAGAUAUAAGACCACAUUUACCACAUUUUCUAGCUGGAAGAUUUUGAAUUGUUCAGUACCGUUUAAGAAAGUAAUAUGAAAGUGUAUUUUUAAAAAAGUUUAAAUUCUCUUUCUUGAACAUCUUUACAAGGAAAGUAAAAUGAAUGUACUCAUGAAAGAGGAAUGGAAAUGACAGAGAAUGUUAUAGAAGACAAACUGAUAGGCACCUGAAAUGUUUAUUUUUAUAGGCUUGAAAUGAGAGGAAAGCACAAACAUAGUUUUAUAUGUUCUUAGCCAUUCAUGUUGUGAGUCUUCAUGUUCUUGAUGAAACAGUGGUAUAACUUCAUAUAUUUUUCAAGAGUUUUUUUAUCUCUCUGUUAAUAGUAAUAUUGGUUAAGAAAUCCAACAGAAUUUGUUCCUGUUAUAGAAAAGAGAAAGCAGAAUAUGAAAAAUGGGUAGGAACCAAACUGCGUCUAACUGAUGGAUCAAGCACAACCUUCCACAGGUUGUUGGAUUGUAACUCGCAGCACUCCAUAGUAUUGGCUGUGAGUGGAAUGUGUAUAAUAGUAUCCUCGUGUUUAAUUAUCUGAAGCGCUAGAACUACAACAUGCACACAGGGUGCUGAUUGCAAUCCUUAUUAGUUGUGGAAUUUUAGCUGGGAAACAAAUUUGAAUUCAGUGGCUUAAAACAAUGAUACUAUAACCAGGAUCCAACUGGGAACAUCAAUUCCAGUUACAAAUGGGAGUUUUUAGUGCUGCAACAAUCCCUCUUAAAUUUACCCCAAAUCUCACUUUCAAGAUAAAAGGAUCCUCCAGAAAGGCAGUGCAUUUGAAGAAAAGAGUUACCGUUAGAAGAUCUUUUCUUGCUAGUCCUGUGUGUGUGAAUGGAAGCAAAUUUAGAUUUCAUAUAGGCAUUUUUGUACUAAAACAAGCAUUGAUAUCUGUUUUGUAUAUAUAUUGGAAAUAUAUUGUAACUAAAGUUUGACAUUAGUUUUUAUUAAACACAGUAAAAGAGUUUUGUAUAACUACAUUUUCUACUCAUGUUUCAUAACCUUUCUUGUUGAUACAUGUUUGUAAUCCUCUUGUUUAAAAAAAUAUUCUUCAGUCACCCCAUCUGAAUGUAGGAUGGAUAUUUGGCAGUGACUUUAAGAAUUAUGAUGGAUAUUGGAAUAUUUUGUAGAACUGCACUGAAUUUUUGUUGCACUGUUUGUUGAGGACUGUUGUCCUUGUCUCUUCUUGACUGUUGAUCUAAGGAAAAUAGUCCACCAUUUCUCAUGUAGAAUGCAUGAUGACAACAUGACAUCACAUUUUCAAUCAAAUUUAGUUAUAAGAUGUUAUCACUAACUGUGGUAGUUCCUUUUUGUUGGCCUUGUGCUCAAUGAGAAAUACAUUAAGAAAUAAUUACCAAAGUAACUGCAACAGUGUUUUAGAUACAAAGUGAUAUCUUAAGUUAAGAGUUUAAUGUGUUCUGUGACCGAACUCUUUAACACAAAUUGUUCUUAUCUCAAGGUGAAUUUCCCCCCUGAAAUGCAUUAAAAUGCUAUUAAUCCA